Pungitius pungitius (ninespine stickleback) is the source of this 2880-nucleotide messenger RNA. It is a transcript of the gene ccn1l2, whose product is annotated as cellular communication network factor 1, like 2. The transcript has 5 exons. Gene Ontology annotation, biological process: cell adhesion; signal transduction. Gene Ontology annotation, molecular function: integrin binding; heparin binding. The record is from RefSeq and is a predicted model, not a curated record. Bases 798 to 1949 code for a protein of 383 amino acids. Gene Ontology annotation, cellular component: extracellular matrix; extracellular region. NCBI's taxonomy places the organism in Eukaryota, Metazoa, Chordata, Actinopteri, Perciformes, Gasterosteidae.
AGGGAGCAAGGGGAGACCUUCGGCAGUGUAAUCAAAUUUGCCAAAUUACUUUUCCAAUGUUUCGUGAGUGUGUGAGCCAUUGCUAAAUUCUAUGACCUUCCUGCUCUCCAACAAAACACGUCAGGGGCUCUGGGAUGACAAUGGAAAUGCAGAGUUUUUCCUACCAAUCAUGGGAACCUGAGGACAGGCCUGUAUUUCCUGGAAUGCGACGCAAUCGGGAAGAGAUAGAGGGACUACAGGAUGUCGUGAGCACCAUGCACCACAGCACACUGCAGUGGAGAGGACGGAGCUGGUCAAGGACUUCAUUCACAAGGAUUUUCUCCAUAUCCCUGUCCCCCAUAAAAACUCAAUCAUGAUCUAAACCUGUCCACCAAUCGUGUGCCUGGAUGUUCCAAUCACUCUUAAUGAUGUAACUUUAACGACCUGCAUACAUUCUGACAGCUUAAUAUUCCUCCCUGGGGUCACCUGUCCACAAUAACAAAGUAUUUCCCACCAACUCCCUCUGGACGCUCUCCAGUCGUCUUGAGCGUGGAGGUAAUGAUAUGGCAGAGGGGGCGGGGCAUGUGUGUCUAUAAGAGCAGGCCCUGCACAGGGAAACCUCUCUAUGAAGUAGACCUGAGCUAGGCCAACAACAAGUUGCUAAAGGAGAGCAAGCAAGAGCAAACGGGUUCACCUCUCUGUGCACAGACUCUGAACUGUGGAUCGGUUUUUAUCCUGGAAACUAAAAAUUCUUACUUUUACAAUCUUCAUUCUUUUGGAAUAUCCUUUUCUCUAUCCAUUUGGUCGUUCAGUUCAGGAUGCUCAGCCCUGUUACUAUGAAGCAGAUCAUAUCCACUCUGUUUGUGCUCUGCAGCGCUGCAGUGAUGGCAGACAGUGAAUGCCCAGCUGAGUGCUCCUGCCCCCCUUCGCCCCAGCCGUGUCCGCCAGGCGUCAGCUGGGUGACGGACGACUGUGGCUGCUGUAAGGUUUGUGCUAAGCAGUUAAAUGAGGACUGCAGUGCCACCACGUCCUGUGAUCACAUCAAGGGGCUUCGCUGCCAUCUGGGGGCCGGAGGAGACCCUAAAAAAGGCCUGUGUAGAGCUGAGGCCCAGGGUUUGCCCUGUGAGUUCAGCGGGCGGGUGUACCAGCAUCGGGAGGACUUCCAGCCCAACUGCCAGCACCAGUGUAUCUGUAUGGACCGGGUGGUGGGAUGCAUGCCCCUCUGUCCUCGCCAAAUGCCACUGCCUUACUGGCGCUGCUCGCGGCCCCGGCUGGCCAGGCCCAAGGGCAGCUGCUGCGAGGAAUGGGUGUGUGACGACAGCAACCGCAUCAGUGAGGAGCCAGAGAAGCUCACACACACCUCCCUGCCAGACAGCCUGUCCCUUCCCAACCACAUCAGUGGGCUGCUACAGGCCCAGCCACAGCCCCGGCAACCAGCCGCUGGCGAGGGGGUCACACUCAGAGAGAUGGCGUCCUUCCCCGAGUCGACGGUGUUACACGUAUCCAGCUGUUUCCCACAAACCACCGAGUGGACCGAGUGUUCCACCACGUGUGGGAUGGGAAUUUCAAGUCGAGUGAGCAAUGACAACCCCGACUGUCGACUGCUCAGAGAAACCAGACUGUGCCAGAUACACCAAUGUGAGCUGCAGCCUCCUGCAGCUAGCAAGAAGGGGAAGAAGUGUCAGCGAACAUUCCGCCCCCAGGAACCGGUCAGAAUCACCUUUGCCGGAUGCUCAACCACACAGCGGUACCGUCCUCGGACCUGUGGGACUUGCAGCGACGGCCGCUGCUGCACACCCUCCCUUUCCCACACUGUGACGCUCCGCUUCCAUUGCCCCGAUGGAGAGGGCUUCUACAGAAAGGUCAUGUGGAUACAGCGCUGCAGCUGCAACACAAGCUGCCCUAUUCACAGCGGGCCCUCCAGCCCCUCCGUCAGCCUCCACAAUGACAUCCACACCUUCAGGCACUGAGGCAAACUCCUGUGCCCCACCCCCCUCACUGACUGAGCUUUACACUCGCUUGCACUUUAGGCGUCCUGCUGCCAGCACAUCAGUAUGUUCACACUUGUGUUACUUUUCGUGUGCAGGGCAACGCUGAGGACAAAAGUUGUUUUUCUAACCAGUAAUUGGGAUGUGAUGGAAAAUGAUAGAUGAAGCAUUUUGAAUAAUGAGGAAUAACUAUAUGACAUAUUCAUUCGCGACUAUAAGAGCUAUGUGUUCUUUAUUUUCUGUCCUUUAUCAUAACCAUGGAGUGAUUGUGGCAUUGAUUGUGUGUGUGUGUGUAUGUGUGUGUGUGUGUUUUUGUGAAUAUGUGUCUGAAGGAUGAGAAACUUAACAAUGAAGAGAGUUUCCAGAGAAUGUGCUCAUUAUGUUACUACAGUAUAAUGAGCAAAAAAUAGUGGUUAUGAACUUCCCCUUUAGUUAUGGAGCGGUAAAUACUAGAAUCACCACAUUUUUCAGGGUGUGAUUUUAUAUUUUAUUGUGUGUCCUCACACUCUAAACACAGUGUUUUAUUUUGAAAUAAUGCUAUGUAUUUAAGACACAUGGAUUUAAGUUACACAUUUCCUGCACAUCAAAUAAAAUUAUAUCAAACUGUUAUGCAUCUUAUAUUUUAGGUAAUGUUUGAAUUAUUGUAUUAAUCUAUGGAAAUGCGUUUCAGAUUUAGCACUUGAUUCCCGUAAUAUCACAAGGUCUGCAUUCUUCAUGACUUUACACAAUGUCGGCUGGCUGAGCACAAGUAUGACGGUGGACUACUGACUUCCUCAGCCUGUGCUCUGCCUCCUUCUGAAAGGAGGGAGGAACACGCCUGACUGCCACAGUCAGCAAUACUAAUGCCUCAUUUCUACCCACUCGUCAGGCUCCAAUCUAUGGAGGACUAAAAGUGCCACAAUUAAAUAAAUAA